Molecule: messenger RNA, 1020 nt
Organism: Vanrija pseudolonga
Lineage: Eukaryota; Fungi; Basidiomycota; Tremellomycetes; Trichosporonales; Trichosporonaceae
Gene: lepG
Product: Trans-enoyl reductase lepG
Exons: 3
Coding region: 1-1020 (339 amino acids)
Molecular function (GO): oxidoreductase activity, acting on NAD(P)H
Source: RefSeq, a predicted model, not a curated record
AUGACCACCGCCACCAUCCCCGCCACGCAGCGCGCCGUAGUUCACAAGGACAAGGGUGUCGCCGAGGUCCGCACCAUCCCGGUCCCGGCCAUCCGCGACGACGAGGUGCUCCUCAAGACGGCGUACUACGCGCUCAACCCAACCGACUGGAAGCAGCUCGAUGCGAGCCUCACUGGCCCCGGGACCGUCGUCGGCGUCGACGUGGCAGGCGAGGUCGUGGCCAUCGGCAAGGGCGUGAGCCGCUUCGCUGUCGGCGACCGCGUUGCCGGCCUCGCGGUCGGGAACAAGAGCACCGAGACGGGCGGCGCAGCAGAGUACGCCGUCGUGAAUGAGGGCCUCGGCUUCGCCGUGCCCGCCAGCUUGGACCUCGCGCACGCCGCGACGUGGGGCAUCGGCGCCGGCACGGCGGCCCAAGUGCUCUUCCAGAGCCUCGGUCACGCAUAUCCGACAGGUGCAGCGGCGACAAACGACAACAAAGGACAGUGGCUGUUCGUGUCGGGCGGGAGUACCGCUGUGGGCAGCUUCUUGAUCCAGUUCGCCAAGCGUGCCGGCCUGCGCGUGGUCGCCACGGCGUCGCGUGCCAACUUCGACUUUGUGCAGCAGAACGGCGCCGACGCAGUCGUCGACUAUCACGAACCCGACGUCGUGGCCCAGAUUCUCCGCAUUACGGGCGGGCAGGUACCGCAGGGUGCCGAGCUCGCCGGCGGCGCGGGCUGGGCCAUCUCGACCAAGGUCGUCCGCGAGGGAGGGCUCGCGAGCAUCGUGCCCGGCGACCCUAGUGGCAAGGCGAUCGCGAGCAGCCUCGGCACGGUGCAGCCGCGCCACACCGCAUUCUUCAUCGAGAAGAACUUUGUCUUCACAAAGGACUUUUACGCGCGCGUGCCCCGCCUCAUCGCGGACGGGGUGCGCCCGACGCCAGUCACCGUGCGUGAUGGGCUGGACGCCGUCAUUGACGGCCUGGGGGAGAGCAGGGCCGGCAGAGUGAGUGCCACCAAGCUCGUGUUCAAGGUCGCGCCGUAG